Messenger RNA from Cephus cinctus (wheat stem sawfly), 1595 nucleotides. RefSeq names its product upstream stimulatory factor 2. Gene Ontology annotation, biological process: regulation of transcription by RNA polymerase II. Gene Ontology annotation, molecular function: protein dimerization activity; DNA-binding transcription factor activity, RNA polymerase II-specific; RNA polymerase II cis-regulatory region sequence-specific DNA binding. Bases 480 to 1250 code for a protein of 256 amino acids. Lineage: Eukaryota; Metazoa; Arthropoda; Insecta; Hymenoptera; Cephidae. The transcript is spliced from 4 exons. The record is from RefSeq and is a predicted model, not a curated record.
GUAAAGAAUUCCGUCGCGUCUAUGAAAUAUGGCGACGCUCUACGAGUUGUCUUGGACUUCUGAUAAUCAUAAUUAUAUCGGUCAUUUCCAUUAACUUGCUAGAAUUUAAAAUUUAUGUGAGGAAUCUAAUAAAAAUCUACUAGUCUUAUCCACGUGCGUUUUGUUUUCCGCGGCUUGCAAGCUUCGUCACAUAUAGUCGCAUAUAAGAUAGAAUUCUGUCGCACUUUAACCAAUCAGUGUGAUUUCGUCGCGCGACAAUUGUCGCGGUCGCAUGCAUGAAACAUUACCUUAAGUUCCAUGAUCACGGUACUCAUCCCCGAAUGAAAUUUGGUUCAUUGGUAAUCUCCCUACUCAUCUCUGAUAGUACUUCUUGAGCUUCUUGAGUUACCAUAAAUCACAUGUGUUUUUUCUUUCGUAUCCGAGUCUCGUGACCUGUUCACGUGAAGUCGACGAAAAUUCAAAAAGUUUUUGAAACUAUAAUGGAUAUAUUGGAGCAUCAUCUUGAUCCUUUGGGGGAAAGCACAGAGGAGAACACAGAAGAAAAUGUUGGGAUAGUUCUGGAAGAGGCAGAGGUUGUGGACUGCGAUGGAGAUGGUGACGGUAUUGCCGAAGAAGGCUUACGUUAUCAGUUAGCAGAAGCUGCCAGGAGUGAAGGACUCGCUUAUAGGGUAGUCCAGGUCAAUGAUAAUGAAUCUGGGGAAAUAGAAUUACCUUUAGCGCAGCCUGUAAAUAGUUCUGUGCAAGUCUUGAGUUCACCGCUCAAUGGACAGUUUUAUGUAAUUAGUAAUGGAAAUGAAGUGUUUACUACUCAGACUGCAAGAUCUCUAUCACCAAGAGUAACAACACUACAGUUAGAAACACCACACAAUGCUACAUCUGGUAUUAAAAAGAGGGAUGAACGAAGGAGGGUAACCCACAAUGAAGUAGAACGAAGGAGAAGGGACAAGAUCAAUAAUUGGAUAUCCAAACUGGGAAAGCUGUUACCUGAGUGUAAUAACACUGUUACUGGCGAAGGAGAAGGCAAGCCAAACUUUGAGUCCCAGAGUAAAGGUGGUAUUUUAGCUCGUGCGUGUGAGUACAUUGUUGAACUGCGUGAAGCUAACGAGAGUCUUGGUCAAGGACUGAGGGAAAAUGAACGUCUCAUUCAAGAGGCUAAAAGUCUACGUCAAUUAGCAUCUCAAUUAAGAAGAGAAAAUUCUCAACUAAAAGCACAGAUUGCACCCACAUCAGAUUUUAUUUUGGGGUCCUAACCAUGUCUACGCUGUGAUUUCGUUUAAUUAUUUUCUUUUCAUAUUUUUAUACGUCAGUCAAUCUCGAUGACAAAUUAUGUAUAAAACUAAGUUGGGACACAUUUAAACGAACUCUGAAAACUUUUUACUUAAAUUUACAUAAAACCCGAUAUUUUGAGUAUCCGUUAUUACUAUUUAGAAAAUGAGUUUAAUUAACACUUAUAAAAAUAUUAUUAUGCCAUAGCUCAUUAUUAUUUUUCACCGUGAUUUUUUUUGUUGGAAAUUACAUUAUUUGUACUGUUUAUCCAAGAUGCUGUAAAUAUUUCGUAAAAGUAAAAUAAAUAAAUUACUAUUAUAAUUAUAAAA